Molecule: messenger RNA, 447 nt
Organism: Brugia malayi
Lineage: Eukaryota; Metazoa; Nematoda; Chromadorea; Rhabditida; Onchocercidae
Exons: 3
Coding region: 1-447 (148 amino acids)
Source: RefSeq, a predicted model, not a curated record
AUGAAGCACCAGAAGACGGAGCGAUUAAGGGCGCGAGCGGAAGCUCGGACUGCAGACAAAAGUGAAGAAGUAAUAAAGCGUCCGUCAGUGGUUCGUUCGGGUGUAAACCAAGUUACGAAGCUCGUAGAACAAAAGAAGGCACAGUUGGUUGCUAUUGCGCAUGAUGUUGAACCUAUUGAAAUUGUACCAUAUUGUGUUGUCAAAGAGAAGGCACGUCUUGGCCAAGUUGUUCAUCGAAAGACUGCCUCUUGUAUUGCUAUCGUUGAUACAAAUCCUGAAGAUAAGGUAGCUUUAUCGAAACUGAAGAACACAGUGAUAGCGAAUUAUAAUGAACGCGCUGAUGAGAUCCGAAAGCAUUGGGGAGGUGGUAUUAUGUCAACCCGUUCACAGGCAAAGAAAGCAUGGAUUGAAAGAGCACGAGCUAAAGAAUUCGCACAAAAAGUUUAA